GGAAUUCGUCUGAAGCAAGCAAAAAACUUAUGAAAUACUGUAUCCGCUUUCAACAUUAUAACCUUCAAGAACAUACCAUAAUGUACAAAUAAUGUCAGCAGCAUUGUUGUUUUCCUUUUCUUUUCAUCACUAGUUUCACUUUCAUUUUUUGUUUGCGCAGAAGGUGCGCCGGCGGGCGCGUUGCGCUGAAUCGAGAUGUCGGGUCGAAGAGAGAGGCAGCAACGCUAUGAGGACAUUUUCGGGAACCCGGUCAAGCGGGCUCCGCCGCGGGACGCGGUUGCUGUUGCAAAAACCACGGCGGCCGCGCAGAACACGCACUGGGAUCUGCGACCACUGGCCAGCUGGCGCAUGGCGGGCGGGCGGGAGGUUGGGUUCGGAGAGUCCAAAAUAAAGGAGACGCGACAGCAGGUGGACUCCUGGGGCCGGGAGGUCAGCGACGAUGUAGAUGCUGGUGCCGCGGUAAGCAAAUCCCUUGUUAACGAUCCCCCGUUUCAGCACCACGCGCGGUCGCAGGCCGUUCGGCGGGACUUCUCCGAGUGGGAAGAGGGGCGCGUGGACCGGGAGUUGCAGGCCCUGAAAGGCGAAUGCGUGUAUGAUCCGGAGCAGGAAAGAACUGCAUCGGGAACAGCCCACGACACGAGAAAGCCCGCGUCCCCGCGCGGCCCGCCGGGUCCCGCAGCGGGCUCGCCGUCGGCCCUGCAGCUGCGAGACCAGAGCCCGAACGACGUCACAGAGCUCUUUUUGCGGAACGGACAAGAGUACACGCCGGACGACCUGGUGGCGGUGCGGCACACGUCCCCCCGCCGCAACAAUCUAACGACCGUCCCACCGGGGGCAGUGCGUCGCUCGAAGACCAUCACGCGCAACAACCGGCAUCAGCGAGGAAGCUCCUAUCCCGUCCGCACGGGGCUCAGCAUCGAUCACAGGAGGCUGCAGGAGGAGGAGAAAAACCGCCGUUUCUACGACUUCACGGAGGAUUUCGACUUUGAGUACUUCCGCGGCUACCCGCACAUUUUGGACGACAAAGUGAACGAGGGGGCGGAGAGCCGCGUGCACUUUGUUCCCCCACCACCGCUCCCGCAUGCCGCAGCGCCAGGCAGCGGCCCCCUGGGAGGGCCGGCACGGGAAGUAGAGCAGCCUGCCGCGACUGAGUCGUCCGCAGGACGAGACGGCGCUCUGGAGCAGCAGCUGGAUUCUAGGCCCGAGGACGCCACCGCGAGGCAGAAGGUGAUCGAGGACGUAGAGCGGAAAAAAUUUGCGGUCGCCGAGAAAGUCACCGAUCGAGGCCGGACCAGCAGCGCGCAGGACUUGCAGGAGGCCCAUGACAUGCGGGCCGCGGGCAAAGUGAGAGACGUCCGCACCACGCCCUUACACGAAAUGUUCUCUUUCCCCAAGGAGGGCAUGAUGAAAAACUUGCGGCAGCGCAUCCACGAACGAGGACUUCCGGAGAUGGUUCGACGGGGUGAUAAUGACGUACCACCACCCUGGAAGUGGCCACAUCUGGGCAAGGGGUACUUACUUACUUUGAACUUUCACGAUGUUUGCAGGGGGUUAGAAGAUUUAAGUGUGUUUUCAUCUCGUGGCUUCGUUCUGCCGACUUCUCUUGUAUGCCCGAAAAAACAGGAAAUGAAAGUUCACUAAAUACUGAUAUCAACUACGCAGGUAUAUUUGGAACCACGAGAUCGAUAUAAGAGACGCGCAGCUCACCACGCCCGGACUUUGGGAGGCGCAGGGCGUGACUAAGGACGAGGUUGAGAAGGCGGACGCCGCAGCGCGUGCACGCCGGCGAAUGCGCGUGCUCGGGGCCCCGGGGGUCCGCGAACGCGAGGCGCAGGGCAAGGAGAAGAAGCGACAAGUAAAAUUUGUGCGAAAGGACAAGACGGCCGACGAGCUGCAGACCGUGUCGGAUACCGAGGUGGAUCCUCGGGCCGCACGCCUGGCAACGCGCUACAAGAACGAGGGUGCCCUGUCGUUGCAGUUUUACCGCCGUGUGCUGGACCACAUUCAUGCCAAGGAAACUGGGUACCUCGCGCCCGAAACGAAGGACGCGAUGAAGCACACCGGGGUGGACGUAAAGUAUCCCGGGUUGUCGUACGUGAAGGUGAACCACCUCACCGCGCGACAGGGCGAACAGGACCACGCCGCGCUGCGUGGGACGCGCGAACAAGCCAAGCGCACGCGCCGGAACGACGGGAACCUGAAGGGGCAUUUGAUUUUCCCCGAGCUCGCUUUCGACGCCACCAGCAUCGCCCAGCAGCCGCUGACCAAGAGCGAGGCUCGGCCUCGGUCCGAGGAGUUUCACGUGCGGCGGCACGUGCUGCAACAGCGCGCGCGACGGGACGGGAUGCGGCGCGGACACUCCGGACACACAACAGCGUCCACGGCCUUCACCGACAUUCAGGCGGGGGAGGACUACAAAACGGAUCACGCCGAUGUGCAGGCCACCUACAAGGAGGGCCAGAAGCAGAUUCUAUCGAAGAUCGGGCCGGAGAUGGGGGGAAGCGGCAAUCCGAGUGCGCGCUGGGACAUGCCCCGAAACGAAAUGCAGCACAUUGCGAACAUGCCUCAGUUGUACGAAGACAAGCACGCGUUUCUGAAGAACCAGAAGAAGGACCGCGAGCACGACACGACCGCAUUCUUUUACCCGGAGGAGCAUACCCCGGCAGAUAACGAGUCCUCGCUCGCAUGGCUGGACUUGGACCUCGGGAAAAGGUUUAAGGCGAACGAGAAGCAGCGCGCCGCUUACAGUUGCGACGCGAUGCGCAAGCUGCGCACCUUUGGUCACACGGUGGACGGUACGAAUCGGUUCCACGCAGCCGCGGGGUCCGCCAAUACGCCAAUAGACGAACUCUACCUCGACUGUCCGCUGGACCCGGGGUCGCAGGGUCGAAAGCGGGACGAUGGUGUACAAGCGCGCAGGUUGAAGACUCGGUCAGGCUUUGGGCGGCGUUUCGAAAAGGCGACCCCCGUGGCGCCUCAUCGCCAGCAUCCGAACGUGGUGGGCGGUGGGUACGCGGGUGAAACGAAGGACGCGGAGGCGACCGCGAAAGCGAAGGAGGCAUUUCUCACGUUCAUGCACGAGAACCGCCAGGCGGCGCAAAACCGCCCAAAGACGCACGUGCUGUUUUACCCACACCGAAUGGAUACGGUAAAGCGCACCAUCCAAGCCGCCUUUCCGGAUGUGAAGAAGGCUGGCGCAGCGAUCGGGACUGCGGACCCCUUGGCAGAUGCGGGUCGCUUUGUGACAACGUACGGCGAGAGCUACAAGACUUCCGGCCGCGCACAGAGCAUGCCGGCAUCGCCGAUUUCGUCGGCGCGAGUGCGCUUUCACUCAAGGGCCAUGGGUCGUAUCGAGGAGGCUGCGGAGACCAUGCAUCGCGAAAAUGCGGAGGCCGACGCUUCCCACGCGGGGGAGCGAAAUCAGGCCUCCGCUGUGGAUCAGCACGGUCUGUUGUUCGGUGCCGAGGGCGUUGUCAACCGACUUACAACCGUCCCGGAUGCGCCCUGUAGUCGAAAAACCACGUAUCGUGAUAACGCUGACGUUCCGAGUCGCUUGGAACUGCACGAGCGCGAAUCGCUGGAACUCCGCAAUACCCGAGUGCCUGAUCGCAAAUUUCCGCAACAGGGUCCCCGUGGCAAGCCCGGCGAGCAGCGGCGUCGCGUGCACGUGUGCAACCAGCUUCGGAAAGAACAGGAAUUGCGCAGGGAGCUACUCCGGCGCAAUGAUCAGGAAGCGGAACUACAAGAACAGGGUGCAUUGUCGGAUGCCCGGUUUCUGGCCGAUGAGGCAAACGCGGGCAUUACGGUCCCGGAGGGAACGAGUGUAAACGAAGUUCAGGCGGAUUUGAAGAACCGUCUCCGCCGGGGUGAUGCAGAAAUGCAGAUCCGCUCGUAUGUGGGCAAGACGACGAAAAGCGCAAGGUUGGUAACUUCGAAGCAGAGCAAUAGAAAGUUGGAAUUCCAACCGAAGCUGCGAGGAGGACGCAGGGCCGCGGCGGGCAACAAGAACAAGAAGGGCGAACAUCAGCACGAUGUCGAGUCCGUGGCCUCGUUGCGCAGUAACGAAUCGAACAUCACACCGCUGGAAGCGCGCUUGAGCCACAAAAGCGGAGUUGUAGUUUCUGGCACGACCAGCAAGCAAUCUUCGGCAACUGCUGGCACUUCUGCCAGGUCAACUUUCCUACAGGGAAUUCUGCACGAGACAGAUUCCCAAAGAACUUCCAAGCGAACAACCGGUCGGUUGCGUGGUGGUGCAAAUACGAAAACGCGGGAGAAAGAAACCAAGCCAGUAGAAGAGAGGGCUUUUGCGCCAUCUAGCACAGAAUCUACAGGGGCUGCGGGUCAUGCGGCUGAUGAUGACCACAAACCCGAGUACCCGCUCGAGCGCGUGGCCGGGAGACCUCGCAGCGGGCUCCGCUCCGCGCACGCACGCACCUCUACCUCGGUCGCUACGGGAAUCGGCCCGGGCGAAGACCUGCCGCCUUUGGAGGAAGUGCCCGAAGAGUGGGAGUCCGUUGAGAACACUGCUCCGCCGCGCAUCCACCAAUCCCUGCGGGAGCUGCAGCAGUCCGAUUCGGUGCACGACGAGGACCCGGGAUUCAUCUGCGCCACCCACGUGGUUCCUCGGACGAGCUACGACGAUGCGUACGGCUGGCACCCCGCAGUGCGGCGGUCCCGGUCCGCCACCGCGCUCGCGAACUACAUCACUUCGGACGCGGAACUGACCAAGCGAAAGCGGGACGAGUUUGCCACUUUGACGCGCGAACAGACCACUCUGAAACCCGGGCACGUGGUCAUCGACCAAGCUCUCUUCGACAAGAGGCAGCAAGCGGACGCCGAGGUAGUGGAGACGUGCGCCCGCCAACGGCGCGAGCGCGCAUUGGAAAAGGGCUUGGCGAAAGCUAAACGCCUGCAGCAGCGGCCGCUCUUGGUUCCCCACGAUUACCCGGAUGACAUCUCGGACGAGCUGCUGCACUUGUGGCAGCGGAAAAAGUUUCAACGCCUGCGAGAGCACAUGUUUGAAUUCCGGGCCUCCGAGUUUGGGCAUGCCGUGCGUUUGCCGCUGCACACGCGCACCAAGUUGCUAACGAGCAGCAAGAACGAGCUCGUGCGUGUGGAUGCGAACGGAAAUUUGUACGAAAAGGCCGUGCCCGAAAUCUUCGACCGUCGGCCCAUGAACGCAGAAAAGGCGAAGGAACUUUACGGCCCCGGGGGGCCGUUGGAGCAGUACGGUGCCCAGGAGGUGCUCGGCGACGAACUGACGCGCGAAAGGCCGCCGAAUCUGUGUCGGAUGGGCGCACAACUUGGAUUGACCGUGAUCCCACAAGACAUGCAGCCGGAGCAGCUGCGGCAGAAGAUUCGCGAGAAGCGGCAGCGCAAGCUGUCCUUCCGCGAGAAGACCGCACGGCACGUGACGGAGCUUCCGGCGUCCGUGAAGGAGUACAAGGACCUGGAGAACAUGUCGCGCCUGAAGGCCAUGGUCGCCCGGGACCCCGAGGCCUACGCGCGCUUGGUGGACCCGAUGUAUUCCUUGGAGCAGUCGAUGCUGAAUCCGCAGCAGGACCAUGCCAAGAAUCGCGUGAACCACCGGGCGAGCCCGGGGGCGACGUUGACCGAGUGGGUCUGUCUCCAUCCGGAGGAAAGCAAUGUCAAGAAGCCUUACCUCGCGUCGCUGGGUGCCGCGACCAGGCGCACGGAUCAGCAGCAGCUGGAAGACAAGGAGUAUGCGCGGCGCCGAGGGUUGAUUUCAAAAUCCUCUGACUCCGUGGCCGGCUCCCUCGCGCCGGAAAUGGAGAGGAUUUUCGCGGGCGCGGCAGCAGACGAGAAGGCUUUGGGCCUGGCGCCAUCUUCUUCUACAACUUCUCUCCCUGCCGAUUAUACGACAACUUCGAGCACGCAGAAACAGCCUGCGCGGACUUUGUCCAGUGCGAAAAUCGCACGAUUGCGGAGUACGCUCGUGCAGCAGGACAUUGACGAACGAGAGGACGCCCUGAAGCGGUGCUCUUUUGGGGCGUGGAACGACGACGCCGAGGAGGGCGACAAAGUGUACAUGUGGAAGCCCCCAAACAACCUGCUGGAAAGCACCGUGGAUGUCACGCUGAACGAGGAGGGCAAUCUGAUUCUGCUCCAAGAGAACAGCGAGCACCACGAGAAGCUCCGGGCUGGCUACACGGUGGACGAGAAGUCCAAAAACGUCGCGCCCGCCAAGGAGAAGGACCAGUUGACGCGCAAGCUGCAGAAGAUAAAAAACAAGGGCGUGCGGGAGCGGGUGCAGUGCAUUGGCGCCGAGGAGGCCCUCUCCGAUGGUUGGGAAGAGGUGACGCCCCUGGACGCCGAUCAGGAGGAUUUUCGGCGGGAAAAUUUCGGAGAAGGUGGCCAGGAGGAAGUAGAGGCAGAUGCAGGAGCACGCGGCCGGAACGAACCUCGGCUGCGGGGCGGGCGUCAGCAGCCCGUUGUUCAUCUGGCGCACUCUGAUCGUCACGCGGAGAUGAGUGCACGCGGGUCGGACUCGUCGUCCGGGGUUGACGAUAUUCAUGCGCGCGGCCAAGGGGGCCAGAAGAGACAGAUAGCUUUUGCGUUGGACGCUAAGCAAGAUGCUGAGGAGCAGGCACAGUUCCCAAUAACAUCUCAAGUAGAAAGUCAAACCGCGCACCGCCCACGCGUCGCAACCGACGAAGACUUGAUCUGGGGCCACGACCCCGCCCGUCGAGCGAACAACAAACGAAGCUUCCACUCCACGCACGCGAUGCGACGGAACCAGGUGAGUCCCGAGCGUACGAUUGUAAACACGGAAGCGGCCGAGCACAACAAGAAUCUUCAUGCCGAGAAGCAAGAAAAGCACAAGAAGAGCAGAAAGAUGUCUAGCCGAGGCGCUAGUGCUACAAGUUCUCCGGGACGAAAAACCGAUCCUUCGGAACUGGAACAAGACCACGGUGGCGCGGAAGAGGAACAGCACGCGUCUCUCUCCACGUACGAGCACGAUACGCAGCACCUGACGAAAAAAAUCACGGACGUUGCGCCCUCUGGUCGGCGGGGGGUAGAUCCGAAUAUGCUUCGCCCGGGAGACGAGGAAUUCUUGAAGGCUCAGGGAGCGGCAUACUCCAGCUUGUUCAUGAAGCCGGAGCGCCAGCAGCUGCCAAGCAGCGCCUCUUGCUCUGCCCUGGACACGAGCGACGAGCUGCAACGAAAUACCACUACUAAUGAAUCAGCCCCGCUACCCCUGUCUCAUCAGCCGAAGCGAGAGCGUCUGCGCCACGCGCUUGAAAAAGACUUGUCGAACGGCAUGGACAAGAUUUCGACGACGUUUGUGAAAUCCGAGAAACCCCGAAAUCGGUUCUACAACUCGCAAAACGCCGCAACGCUCCGGGCUGAGCAGCACCCUCCCAGUCCUACGGCCGGCGUCUCUACGCCUAUUCACCGCGACCAGCAGGAGACCAGGGAGGCAGAUAAACAAAUAAACGCGCAAGAAGAUGAAGAGCUGCGCAGACAACAGCGGGCGAACCGUUCGCGGACAAGUGUUGCGGAAGUAGAUGAAUUAGAACAACAGGGUCAUCAACAGCACGACAAGAAAAUGAAGAACGUCUUGCAGCCUCCUUCGACACGACUUGUCGCCUGGGAGCGCCCCUGGGGUAGCUCGCUGAAUUUGAAACCCUACCAGGCGCGGGCGCAGGUGAUGACUACCCAGGAAGCGAAGCAGCUGCGCACCCGAUCGCAGCCCGGCACGCGCGACGCAAACAUGCGGCAGCGCUGGAAGUACGACGACAAGGUCGUCGGCGAAAGUAGCGAGAAGACCACGGACCGGGACAAGUAUCCCUAUUUCGUCUCUCGACUGGGCGAGGAGACGACUCAGGGCGAGGUCUGGACCGAACCGCGAGCCUACGCCGGCCUGUAUGACGGAAAGUACGCGCCCUUCUACGACAAGACGGAGGAGAACUUCGUGGACGACAAGUACUUCACCACGAUUCCCCCGCACCGGAAGCCGCACCUCAAAAACGCGCCCGGCGACGACGUGAAGAGCCGGCGGUUCAUGACGAGCCGCGAAAUGGAGGAGCGCCGGGUGCGGUUACCCAAGUCCCCGAUGUACCACCUGCCUUGGGACCCGUACGAAGUCCGUCUUUUCGGCGGGAUCGUCUGCGGCGAACGGGAUUCCCACGACGUGCUCGGCCGGUCGCCCACCAGCGCAGAAACGAAAAGAUUAUACCGGUCGGUGUACGACAAACAGCAGAACUACGACAUGGAACGGCUGAACUUGAGACGAACGCAGUCCGCGGGCCACAACUUCGCGCAAGUGCAGCAAGCUAUUUCUAGAUCUACUGAGCACGACGGGAGAAUUACAUCAAAACUCAACCGGUCCUCCCCGACCGGGCUGACGGGGGAGGAGGAGCGCUUGAUCGCAGCGACGGGAAAGACCAACACGCGCCGCGGGACGCGGACCCUGGCGAACGGGAGCGUGUCUCUCACGAGGAAAUUGUUCGAGGAGGCGCCCGCGCGGGGCAUGCAGGAUCAUGCGAUCGAGGGGAUGUACACGACGGAAUCAGCAGCGCAGUUCCGGUCGACGAAAUUCCAACCGGACGCCGAGCCGACCGCGGCCAAUCAGCGUGGGAGCGGUGCAGUGGUGAUCGACGGAACGUGCGUGGGGAAGGUUAAGGAACGCUCCGAGCCCGGGGACAAGAAGUUCGCGACGAAUCGCCGGCUCACGAAGGUGAAAAGCCACGUCAUUCGCACGGUCACAGAGCAACCGCGUACAAUCUCCAGUAUGGCCGGUGUCCUCUCAGGGGCGCGGAACACCACUGCUGAUCAGACACUCACAUAAAAGUAUUUGAGUUGUAAAAUAGUUUAUUUCGUCCCAUGUUGAAAGUAUCUUUUGCUUUUCGGUUUUGAGUUUUCACAGUUUAUUCCAAAGUUAAUACAUAGUCAUCGCUAGUACAGUUGUUGUGUUGAGUAGUGUUUUUGAGAGCUUAUCAUUGCCAGUCGUGGCUUUGUUGUAAUUUUGCGCGACCGUUGAGGAAAAUGUAUAUCAAGUUGGAUUCUGACACGCACUUUGUGUAUCCCUGUACCUCUGGCGUACAGCUGACAGACAUUCAUGUGUAUUUUUCACUUUUGGUAUUCGAAUUCGUAU
Amoebophrya sp. A120 is the source of this 9118-nucleotide messenger RNA. The record is from the annotation of a GenBank genome assembly. NCBI's taxonomy places the organism in Eukaryota, Dinophyceae, Syndiniales, Amoebophryaceae.